Dreissena polymorpha is the source of this 1297-nucleotide messenger RNA. Its product is annotated as neurensin-1-like. Bases 180 to 899 code for a protein of 239 amino acids. The record is from RefSeq and is a predicted model, not a curated record. NCBI's taxonomy places the organism in Eukaryota, Metazoa, Mollusca, Bivalvia, Myida, Dreissenidae. Gene Ontology annotation, cellular component: neuronal cell body; transport vesicle; neuron projection. The transcript is spliced from 2 exons. Gene Ontology annotation, biological process: nervous system development.
CAGAAACGAGUACUGUUUUGCCAUUCCUACGGUUGUAACAGUCUUUCAAUACCAUAUGCUUUCAUAGAACGGCAAAAUGGUUUGAUUUUCCAAGCAAAGUGUACACGCGCGUGGAUCUACUUGGAUUUAAAACAGUUAAACUUAACGAUGGCCAGUUGAGAAACCCUAGGCCAUUAACAAUGGCAGCUGCAGACGACAAACAGGGACUACUUAGUGUCAGUGAGAGAAGAGAACAGCUGCCGGAUAUCGCCGAGGAAUACCACGACGACCCGUCUAAGUCAAGUAGCCGAAAAUCGAGCCGAACUUCGACUCCGAAGAAAAAAUGCCCGGACUACUUUGGCGUUAAGUCGUACCUCCACGAUUUCUACGAAACAACUUACAAGGACCCCUCGAUCUACGAAGACGAAGACGACUUCCGAUUCCUGUUACAUCCGAACCCGCGAAAACGUCGCUGUCCCCAGAUAUGGUGGAAAAUAUUCAUGUGGUUAGGGGUUAAUUUGCUAAUCUUCGGAAUAAUAGGAAUACUUGUUGGUUAUUUGGUUCCGCAGAAAUCAAUUUUCUUCAAGGUCGACGAGGAGAACAAUGAAGGGUACGUUGACAGGAGUGCUAUGGCGUUUAACACGACCCUCGACGUGUGCAAACUCAUCGGUUUGAUCCUGUUCUGUGUAGGCGGCAUGACGUUAGCCAUGGCGCUUCUCUUCCCUAGUUUUCUGACGUCAUACUGCGACGAGGACCCGGCAGACGACAAUUUCAACGUGAAAAUUGACGAGGAAACCGCGCCGCUGAGUCCCGUGGAAAUGAGCAUUCCUAAAUCGGCCAAGGUGAAGAGCGUUCAGCCACUACGGAGCGUACCUGAAGCGGUAGUGACGAACGAGGGCUUGGUCGAGUAUCAGGACUGAUCACGCGCAUGCGUGCAGCGGGAGUUGUGACAAUUGGGGCGGGGGGGGGGCAAUUUUUCAGACUUUGUUAUCAUGAUUAAUUAUGUUGUUCAACUUGUUAUUGAUUUGAAAGAUCUGGAAAGAUCUUUUUUAUCGGAGAUGAAAAGCAAAUUCUCAUUAUGAUAUCCAAGUAUAUGGUAUUGGUUCUGUUUGAAGGACAUAUCAACUUGUAUUUAGUAUUCAGAAUCAAUGAGUUCUUUUGAAAUGAUUUAAUUGAACCAAUUUCUUAUUUCCACAUGGCCAUUUAUCGCAUGUUAUAGCUUUAUAGCUUUGCUCUAAUGAUCAGGGUUGUAUAUGCAUUUCCCACAUUGUCAAAAUGAACACAAAUGGACUGUUAAUUAAAGUACGUGUUUACCAGA